Megalops cyprinoides (Indo-Pacific tarpon) is the source of this 465-nucleotide messenger RNA. RefSeq names its product insulin-like 3 (Leydig cell) (gene insl3). Gene Ontology annotation, cellular component: extracellular region. The transcript has 2 exons. Gene Ontology annotation, molecular function: G protein-coupled receptor binding; hormone activity. The record is from RefSeq and is a predicted model, not a curated record. The coding region runs from base 1 to 465 and encodes 154 amino acids. Gene Ontology annotation, biological process: adenylate cyclase-inhibiting G protein-coupled receptor signaling pathway. NCBI's taxonomy places the organism in Eukaryota, Metazoa, Chordata, Actinopteri, Elopiformes, Megalopidae.
AUGGGCCCUCGGUGGUUUGUGUCUCUGGUUGUACUGCUUGUGAUCGGCCACCAAGAGGCGCUGGGGCAGGACGGCAGGGUGAAGCUCUGUGGCCGGGAGUUCAUCCGCAUGGUGGUCACUUCCUGUGGAAGCUCCCGUCUGAGGCGUUCGGCUGCGGAGGCUCAGCUGCAGAACGCCGGCCCCUACGGGGACAUGCUGGAGUGGCUGAACAGUGACGAGUUUGACCAGCUGAAAGGCCCUGAAAACCAGGACUCCACAGCCCCAGAGGGGGUGGCGAACACCCUCCCAUCUGAGGAUCACGCCAGCUUCAGGUCAGAGGUGACAGAAGAAAAUGCCAGCGGAGCCGGGACAUCUAGUGCCCCAGAAACUCACGCAAACUGGUCUCGAACCCGUCGCAAUGCGGGACCUGCAGGGGUGUGCUGUCGGUCAGGGUGCACCAUGAGUGAGCUGGUGCAAUACUGCUAG